Onthophagus taurus is the source of this 705-nucleotide messenger RNA. The record is from RefSeq and is a predicted model, not a curated record. NCBI's taxonomy places the organism in Eukaryota, Metazoa, Arthropoda, Insecta, Coleoptera, Scarabaeidae.
AUGGAUGAUUACGCGAGAAGCAUGGGCAUUCGAUUUGUGGAUGGAUUUACUGUCAAAGAAGCAUUAGAUAUGAUUUUUGAAGUUGAGGAAAGAAAUGAAAACGACGACAACCCAAUAAGAGCAGUGUUUAUAUCUCCACCUGAGGCAACUGUUCUUACGGAUGAAGAUUCUGGAGAUGAAGUUGAGUGUGAAGCUGAUAAUUUGAAUGCGAGACAAUUAUUAUCAGAAGCAGAGGUUGUAAGAGCACAUCGAAUAGAAGAAGAAUUUGUUUGGGAGGAAAAUAAAAAAAGAACAUGGAUCGAAGGGGAAUUUGAAACUACAGUGGAAGAUAAUUUUCCAAGCCAGGUUCAUGAUUUUACAAACAAAUCUUCUUCAGAUAUUUUCGAAUUAUUUUUCAAUGAAGAAAUUAUUAAUUUUUUAACGAGUUCUUCAAACGAAUACGCGCAAUUUAUAAAUUAUGGAAAUCCUGCAAUAACUUCAGAAGAAAUUAAAGUUUUCGUGGCAAUAUUGAUUCUCAGCGGAUAUAAUAAAUUGCCAGGAAAGAGAUUUUAUUGGGAUAAAACUAACGACAUGGGCAAUGAGCUAGUAACAAAUAGUAUGCGAAGAAAUCGAUUUGAACAAAUUUUACGAUUUUUUCAUUGCUGUGAUAACUCCAAUCCAAAUUUAAACGAUAAAAUGUGGAAAUUGCGACCCUUGGUGAAUAUG